Messenger RNA from Ochotona curzoniae (black-lipped pika), 1404 nucleotides. It is a transcript of the gene CTNS, whose product is annotated as cystinosin, lysosomal cystine transporter. Gene Ontology annotation, biological process: L-cystine transport. The transcript has 11 exons. Gene Ontology annotation, molecular function: L-cystine transmembrane transporter activity. NCBI's taxonomy places the organism in Eukaryota, Metazoa, Chordata, Mammalia, Lagomorpha, Ochotonidae. Bases 106 to 1209 code for a protein of 367 amino acids. The record is from RefSeq and is a predicted model, not a curated record. Gene Ontology annotation, cellular component: lysosomal membrane.
CCGGCGCACUCCAGGGCGACACCUGGCGCGAGGUUCCUGCGUCCCGCGAGGCUCCUGCGUCCCCGCCGAGCCUCGGAGACCCUCAGUUCUGCGACGCCAGAGAACAUGAUGAGGAAUUGGCUGAUGACGUGUGUCCUUUUCUCCUUGAAGCUUGUGGAGCAAUGUGAGACCACCAGCACCCUCAUGGUUCCUCCUGUCGUGAAGCUGGAAAACGGCAGCUCCACCAAUGUCAGCAUCACCCUGGGGCACCCGUUACAUACAAGCUUGGUGAUCACUUUAGAAGUCACAUUCCAUUCCAAAAAUGUCACCAUCCUGCAGCUGCCUGAUGAGGUGGUGGUGCCUCCUGGAAUGACCAAUUCCUCUUUUCAAGUGACAUCUCAAAAUGUUGGACAAGUUACCGUUUACCUGCACCGCAACGAUUCCAACCAGACCGGCCCAAGGAUCCGCUUCUUGGUGGUCCACAGCAACACCAUCAGCAUCAUAAACCAGGUGAUUGGCUGGAUCUACUUUGUGGCCUGGUCCGUCUCCUUCUACCCUCAGGUCAUCAAGAACUGGAGGCGGAAAAGUGUUGUAGGUCUAAGCUUCGACUUCGUGGCCCUGAACCUGACAGGUUUUGUGGCCUACAGCGUGUUCAACAUCGGCCUCCUCUGGGUGCCCUAUAUUAAGGAGCAGUUUCUCCACAAGUACCCCAAUGGCGUGAACCCUGUGGACACUAACGACGUCUUCUUCAGCCUGCACGCAGUCAUCCUCACGCUGGUUGUGCUUGUACAGUGCUGCCUGUAUGAGCGAGGCGACCAGCGUGUGUCCAGGCCAGCCAUCGGCUUCCUGCUGCUCUCCUGGCUCUUCGUGUUCGUCACCAUGAUUGUGGCUGCAGUCGGGGUCACCACGUGGUUGCAGUUUCUCUUCUGCUUCUCCUACAUCAAGCUCGCAGUCACAUUGGUCAAGUAUUUCCCACAGGCCUAUAUGAACUUUCGCUACAAAAGCACCGAGGGCUGGAGCAUUGGCAAUGUGCUCCUGGACUUCACCGGGGGCAGUUUCAGCCUCCUCCAGAUGUUCCUUCAGUCCUACAACAAUGAUCAGUGGACCUUGAUCUUCGGAGACCCAACCAAGUUUGGACUCGGCGUCUUCUCCAUCUUCUUCGACAUCAUCUUCUUCAUCCAGCAUUUCUGCUUGUACAGGAAGAAACCUGGGUACGACGAGCUGAACUAGCACCUAGGGACAUGGUGGGGAAGGCCCGGCCAGGCCCAAGAGUGGGCCAGGUGUGCGGUAGAAGUGUUGUCUUCUCAGGGCCAGAUGGCUUAAACUUGAGCCAGCCCGCCUGCAUCCAGGCCCAGCCUCUGGGACAGAAGCAUGCCAGACUGCUCGGAAACUAAAAAGCCAGCCCUUGGGCAGUCAUCCACAGGC